Arachis ipaensis is the source of this 327-nucleotide messenger RNA. RefSeq lists its product as uncharacterized. The record is from RefSeq and is a predicted model, not a curated record. NCBI's taxonomy places the organism in Eukaryota, Viridiplantae, Streptophyta, Magnoliopsida, Fabales, Fabaceae.
AAAUUCUCCUUCAAUUCUCACUCUUAAAUCUCUCUCUAUCUCUAUCUCAUACCUCACUCCUCAUUCUCUUCUUCCUCCUCUCUCUAAAAAGAAUGGUGGAUCUUCAAACCGUUUGCUGCAUGUGCGGUGAUGUUGGUUUCCCUGACAAACUUUUCCGUUGCAACAAAUGUCGAAACCGCUUCCAGCACUCGUAUUGUAGCAAUUACUAUGGGGAAUUACCGGAGAUACAAGUGUGUGAUUGGUGCCAAAGCGAGGAAAAGAGCAGCACAAGGCAUCUUAUUGGAUCCUCCACUUCCAAGAAAUCCGUUACGACCCCCGGAAACGAUC